CUAUUCAUGUCUUGAAGCAUCUAUAUUGACACACUUAGGAAAAAUGUCUUCCAUUAAGGUGAGCUCCCUCUGCAUGAUAGCUCUCCUCCUCUUCUUCUUCGGCAUAACCAGUACAGCGGGUCGGCCGGAGCCCGAAUUCACUGACGUUACGCCGAUGAAAAUCCAACACGAGGAGAAUAUAGAUGUGGAGAAAGUAGAAGUAGAAGAGAGUUGUGAAGGAAUUGGAGAAGAGGAGUGCCUAAUGAGAAGAACACUUGCAGCUCACAUUGAUUACAUCUACACCCAGAAACACAAGCCAUGAGAAUCUUGCACCUAUAUAUAUAUAUAUAUAUAUAUAUAUUAUAUAUUUUAUCUCUUUUGGCCAAUUCAUUUAUAUUUAUCUGUGUUGAAUUGAGGUCUUCUACAUACAUAUGAAAGGUAUCCUUACCACAUCUUAUGUUGUUUUUAUAGUCAAUUAUAUUUUUAUCUUGUUUUGUAAGAGAGAUAUUGUAACAUUAAUUAGUUCCUAUUAAUUUCUUGCAGAAGAUAUAUGUAUAAUGUGGGUGGAAUUUUAGACACAAUUUAUUUAUAUAUGUGUACUGUGUCAUAUAGAAUUUUCCAAUUUUCAUGUUCUUCUCAACCCAGAUUGAAUAAAUUGUUUGACGUG
This is a messenger RNA of Tripterygium wilfordii, 646 nucleotides long. RefSeq names its product phytosulfokines-like. Gene Ontology annotation, biological process: cell population proliferation. The transcript is spliced from 2 exons. NCBI's taxonomy places the organism in Eukaryota, Viridiplantae, Streptophyta, Magnoliopsida, Celastrales, Celastraceae. The coding region runs from base 44 to 301 and encodes 85 amino acids. The record is from RefSeq and is a predicted model, not a curated record. Gene Ontology annotation, molecular function: growth factor activity. Gene Ontology annotation, cellular component: extracellular region.